Messenger RNA from Neomonachus schauinslandi (Hawaiian monk seal), 1587 nucleotides. RefSeq names its product small nuclear RNA activating complex polypeptide 5 (gene SNAPC5). NCBI's taxonomy places the organism in Eukaryota, Metazoa, Chordata, Mammalia, Carnivora, Phocidae. The coding region runs from base 19 to 315 and encodes 98 amino acids. Gene Ontology annotation, biological process: transcription by RNA polymerase II; transcription initiation at RNA polymerase III promoter. The record is from RefSeq and is a predicted model, not a curated record. Gene Ontology annotation, cellular component: nucleus. The transcript is spliced from 4 exons.
CGGGCGGGAGGAGGCGCCAUGCUGAGCCGGCUUCAGGAGCUGCGCAAGGAGGAGGAGACGCUGCUCCGGUUGAAGGCGGCCCUGCACGAUCAGCUGAACCGGCUCAAGGUUGAAGAACUAGCCCUCCAAUCAAUGAUUAGUUCUAGGAGAGGGGAUGAGACGCUAUCUUCUCAACCUGCACCUGAACAGUCAAAUGAUAUGUUGGUGCAUGUAGACAACGAAGCAUCAAUCAACCAAACUGCACUGGAGUUGAGCACAAGGAGCCAUGUGCCCGAAGAGGAGGAGGAGGAGGAGGAAGAAGAAUCAGAUUCCUGAAGCAGGGUGAGAUGCACGUCUGAACAGACAGGCGUGGGCAAGAGGCCCGGAAACGACACGGCACACCACUGGGCAGGCGACUCACUCUUCGCCGCUUCCCACGUCCUUAGACGCCGGCUGCGUGGGUCGGUGUGCUGGGCUGGUUAAGGCCAAUGGUGGAGCAGAGCCAACCUGCAAAAUCCACUUCCUCCCCGUCCGAUCUCUUGAUAAAGGCAUGAACCUGUGUGCAGGGAAACAGAGUAAGUGGUGGUAAAAAACCGAAAGGAGAGGUCGAGAGUCCUGGGUCUAGAGCUUCUCUUGGAAGGAGCUCCCGGAGCCCGUCCUGGGCCAGCAGCUGCCGCAAGAGCCUGCUCUGCUCGUCUCAUCAGCUGAGGCCACAGCCCCCACGCACCGCCCUGAGCCUGCGCUCCCUCCCUGGGGCCUGGGCACGGGAGCUCUGCCCUCCGCUCGGCCCUUACACUGCCCGGCAGCCGAGGCGGAGCAGGGAAUGGGCUCAGGGAGUACCGGGCAGGCAGACUGACAGAGGACAAAUGAAUAAACAGGACGUGUACAAAUUGGAAAUCAGUGGACUUACCAUGAGUUGCUUCAGAUCUGCUCUCUCUGCUGGGUUUUUUAUUAAGCUGAAAGAAAAAGAUAAUGUGAGAGAGCUUGCCUGGUGCUGGUUUGCCCUCCAAUUACUUGCACUUACGUGCCUGUCCCCCCACCGCCCGCAGGUUCUGAGGAGUGCCUGAGCCUUCUCGACCUUCCUGUCCUGGCAGAGCGGCCCGCCCGCAGGUGAACAAAUGCCUGCAGAAUCAAACGAAGACCAAAAGGCACCAUGCCAAGCCCGGCAGAGAGGUGCCGAAAGCCGCAGCUUCACCCACUGCCAUAGUCCGACCAGUCCCCGAAGCCGUGGCACUCUGGAAGUGCAGGAAGAAGGGCAGAGCUCUGCUCCCCAAGACUGGGCGGGGAGGCUGACAAAAGCAGCGUACUCUUCCAGAGGGCAAGGAGCGGACUUACCACUUAUUCACAAAAUCUUGAAAUUCCAGACUGAAUACUCCACUGGGCAGUUUUGGAGGAGGCUGCAAAUACAUGUCAGGACCUAAGAAAGGCGUGCUUCCUUCUCCACCCGUAUUCCCCACAGACCUCCCCCCCUGCAGACCUCAGCGCGGCGCUGCCCUUACGCAGCCACGGGGAGGCAGGCCCGGGAGGCCAGGCGGAAGCUCUGGUCUCACGACGUACACUCAGAACUGGGGCCCAGUUAGCGUUCUGCCACUCACUGGCCUAGUGACG